Cryptomeria japonica (Japanese cedar) is the source of this 1119-nucleotide messenger RNA. Its product is annotated as 2-acetamido-2-deoxy-D-galactose-binding seed lectin 2-like. Gene Ontology annotation, molecular function: carbohydrate binding. The transcript is spliced from 2 exons. The record is from RefSeq and is a predicted model, not a curated record. Bases 1 to 1119 code for a protein of 372 amino acids. NCBI's taxonomy places the organism in Eukaryota, Viridiplantae, Streptophyta, Pinopsida, Cupressales, Cupressaceae.
AUGGCUAACAUCUCGUUUCUGUUUUUUGUGUGUUCCUGUACUGCAUUUGCUGGUGUCAUCUUGAAAGUGCAAGCAGAAAGCCCCCUCUUUACAUUUCCUCCUGUAACGAAUUUCAGCCUGGAAGGAGUCGCCACAAAUAUCCCAUCGUUACCGUACAUCUUCAAUAUGCCUUUCGUGCAACUCUCAAAUGGAGACAAAACCCAGGCGACAUUCUCCUGGAUGACUUACAACCAACCAAUUUCUCUCUGGGACGACAGCUUUUCUUUUGUGCUAAACUUUUCUUCUCAUUUUCAAUUUCUCACUUCUAGAAACGAUUAUAAUUCAUCCCAAUACGGCGAUGGGCUUACCUUCUUUCUCGCCCCUUUCGACUCCGAGCCGCCACAAAACUGUACAGGCCAAUGGCUAGGUCUCUUUAACCAAUCCACCGAUGGAAAUUCUUCCAAUCACAUUGUUGCCGUGGAGUUCGACACGUUCAAAAAUGAUCCAUUUGAUCCAGAUGAUAACCACGUGGGAAUCAAUGUGAAUAGCAUUGUUUCGAAGGCAAGUGUAUCCAUGAGGAAUAAGUCGGGAAUCGAAAUUGGUAGCGGAAGCAUACUGAGCUCAUGGGUGGAUUAUGACGGCCUAGCAAAGAGGCUUGAUGUGUUUUUAACGGCGGACCUGAAUGCCCUAGAGAAACCAGAAUCACCAAUUUUAUCGUAUGAGAUAGACCUCACAAAUAUUCUUCCCCAGAACAUCAAGGUCGGCAUUUCGGCUUCCACUGCAUAUUCAUUGGAACAGCACUAUGUUUACUUUUGGGAUUUUAAAUCUCACCAUUCGCCGACUCUCACGAAGGCGAACUAUGUUUUAAUAUUAGUCGUCGCCAGCGUCUUCACAGUCGCCGGAUUUGUGCUCUUAGCGGGGCUCUGGUAUUUCAGAAAUAAAAGCCGUGAGGAGGACGACAUUGAGAUAGACAAAUGGUUUAACGAAGGACCAUGCAAGUUCUCUCAUGCUGAGCUCCGCACCGCAGCUAAAUUUUUUAGCCAAGAACAAAAGCUUGGAGUGGGAGGCUUCGGCAAUGUUAACAGAGGCAUCUUGCCUGGCGCAAAAGAAGCCGUGGGAUGCCUAUAUGUCGGCAAUUAA